This is a messenger RNA of Branchiostoma floridae (Florida lancelet), 1503 nucleotides long. RefSeq lists its product as uncharacterized. Gene Ontology annotation, cellular component: membrane. The transcript has 5 exons. Bases 196 to 936 code for a protein of 246 amino acids. Gene Ontology annotation, biological process: cell adhesion; tissue regeneration. NCBI's taxonomy places the organism in Eukaryota, Metazoa, Chordata, Leptocardii, Amphioxiformes, Branchiostomatidae. The record is from RefSeq and is a predicted model, not a curated record.
CGCCGGCCCUUUAACUGAAUGUGCAGUUCAUAAAACUUACGAUAGGUGACUCUUCGCCUUCUACUUGUACUUCUCUAGUUCAAGGGUAAAGGUCAAGAAGCGUGACUUGAACAAAAUCACAUACAGCCUAAAACUGAACGACUUUAUAACAACAACUAGGCGUUUGCCUGAUCUAUUGAGAAUAGAGUCUUAUCUAUGGCUAUGGAUACACCACAAGCAGAAAUAACGGACGCACAGAGGUUUGAAACUUGGUGCAGUGACGCCAGCCUGUCCGACAGUACCAUCUCUGUACUCAAGAAGGAAGGGUUAGACGACCUAAAGAUUCUUAAGCUACUGCCUGCUUCCGAGAUUAGCGACCUGGGUAUCACAAAGGGCCAGGCACUGCUGCUUAGGACAGCUUUGAAACGGCUCGCUGUUGAAGAUUAUGAUGAAGCUUCUUUCACAUAUAGCGGAUACAGCCCUGGACAAGUGCUCGCAGAUGGAAGUGAACUUCGCAGACGAAACAAACAAGAUGACACGGACGGCACUUCACUACUAGAACUGCCUGCCACCGCGUCCAAACGCAAACAUCAGCUACGAGACCUCAACUCUUUCACGCAACGCAAAACUGUGACGCAAGGCCUCAUGGACAUGGCCAUGAUGUCAGCCAACUGUUCACAGGUUGCUGUGGUAUUGAGAGGCGCAAUGGAAGCCGGGAAGUUUGACGGUUAUCAUAUCUUCCUUCUGAUGCUGCUGUCCCUGUCCAUGGUGUUACAACUGGCCGUCGCCAUUUUGUUAUUCCUCAAGUCACAAGUGAACGUCGAGGAGGCUGAUGACGACGAUGAUGACGAUGAGCCUAACAGUAAUUUGGCCCACAAGUACAACAACUGGGCAAUGUCGCUCACUCUGGUCAUCAUGGCCGACAACGUGCUGAUAUCUAGUCUGGGGAUAAAGUAGUCCGCCCAGAAAACGACUCAACUAUAUAGUCCGAGUAACAUCUGGGACAAUAACAUGACAUUGAAUUAAACAUCUCAAUCUACGAUGUACUCAACAGUUGCGAAAAUUAGAAUGUUCUACGUAAAAAGUUUGAAAAACAGUAGUAAGGUAACUCAUCCGUUUUUCAAAAAUAAGCUAGAUCACUUUUGUGUGUGCGGGUGCACGAGUGUAUUUCCAGAAUAUUUGAACAGGCCGUGGAAAAUACGUAUGUUAAAGUGACGGUAAAAAAACAUUCCUCAGUUACAGCAUUUUACGUACAUACUGUUCUCGACGUGUGUGAGACAACAGAUAUCUAGACCGUCGAAGAUGUUAAGUUUGGAUAAAGAGAUCUUUUGUAACGUAUGAUAAAGCAAUGUAUGCAUUAGGUAUGGCUAAUUAAUCAAUAAUUGGAUACAUUCAGGUACAUGAAUACUCUCUUCUCGCUAUAAACAUUCAUUCAUUUAGACCUUAAAUGUACAGUAAUGGUCGUUCAUUCAUUUAUCCUCCCCUGUAUCCGGAUCCUCUCUCCAACAAUGCCUUAAAUCACAC